Messenger RNA from Exophiala viscosa, 1794 nucleotides. RefSeq names its product amino acid/polyamine transporter I. Gene Ontology annotation, biological process: transmembrane transport. Gene Ontology annotation, molecular function: transmembrane transporter activity. The transcript is spliced from 6 exons. Lineage: Eukaryota; Fungi; Ascomycota; Eurotiomycetes; Chaetothyriales; Herpotrichiellaceae. Bases 170 to 1771 code for a protein of 533 amino acids. The record is from RefSeq and is a predicted model, not a curated record. Gene Ontology annotation, cellular component: membrane.
CAUUGAUUGCUUUGCUCUAAACCUAUAGGCAACAUGUACUGGCGACAGGACUUUGAUGAGACUUGAGCACACCUUGGUCAGGUAUUAGUUCCGCUCGUGGCGACUAUAAAGAGGCGAUGGCCGUGCUGGAAGCUGGCACAAAGCAGUCGUACCACUCCCAAGUUAUACUAUGGCUGAAACGCAUCAAGACAAGAAAACUGGUGAAGUUGUGGGGCCCUCAGGGCCCAACGUCGAGACCUUGCACGCCGUCGAGAGUUUCGAAGUCGGAACAUUGGAAGAAAGCAGCGGCGAUGCCAUUGAUGAUGCGAUGCUUCGGGCUCAAGGGUAUAAAGCUGCUAUGCCCCGCGUCUUCUCGAUAUUGUCGUCCAUUGGGCUAUGCUUCAGCAUUACAAACUCCUGGGUCGGUGCACUCAGCAACUUCGGCCAGGGACUUCGAUAUGGUGGACCUCAAGUUGUCAUCUUCUCCUUGAUUGUCGCCACGUUUGUUCAAUGGAUUAUCACUUUGGGCCAAUACCACUUCGUGUACAUCCUUGCUGCGCCAAAGUACAAGCGCAUCAGUGCUUUUGUAACAGGCUGGAUGUCCGUCCUUGCAUGGUGGAUUAUGACGUGCUCUGGUUUGUCUCUCUGUGCAAUUUCUGCCACUGGAUUGGCGGCAUUCAUGUACCCGUCCUACGAACCCACGAGCUGGCAAAUCUGGCUGGUAUACGUCGGCAUGGCUAUCUUCUCUGUCAUACCACUUUUCAUCUUCCCCAAAUUUCUCACAAAGCUCGCGACUGGAUCUCUCUACCUGACAAUUAUUGGAUUCGCGGUCUGGUUUAUCGUUCUCCUAGCCAUGAAAAAGGAAAGCAACCCUGGAUCCCUGAUGACUGAGUCUGGGCUCGGGAGCAGUGGAUGGAGUUCAGGGACCGCGUGGAUGCUUGGUAUCUCAAACGCAAUGUAUUGCUACGGCGGCACUGAUGCGGCCAUCCACAUCGCAGAAGAGAUGCAUUCGCCUGGUCGCCAAAUCCCGCAAGCCAUGAACUUGACCAUGCUCAUCGGGUUCGUUACAUGCGUACCCAUCAUGGUCGUCUUCAUGUUCGUCAUGAAGGACAUGGACAAAAUCAUGAACGCCGGCUUUCCUGCCGCUGAACUAUUGUAUGAGGCCACUGGUAAUAGACCGGUCACCAUCUUCCUGACUGUCUGGUUGAUCUUGAUCUAUAUCUCAUGCCUUCCCCCUCAGUUUGUCGAAUGCGGACGCAUUGGCUGGGCAUUCGCACGCGACAAUGGUUUGCCAUUCUCGAACUAUUUUGCUCACAUCGAUGAGAAGCUGGCAUUUCCUGUGCGGACCACUCUCGCAUCAGUCGUCUUCACUGCAAUCUAUGGCUUGCUAUACCUCGCUAGCUCGACUGCCUUCAACUCCAUCAUUACCUCGGCUGUCUUGUUUCUCAACAUCACUCUGGCACUUCCUCAGGCUAUCCUGGUCAUACGUGGACGCAACACACAUCUCCCUCGUCGAUAUGUGAACCUUGGCUGGGUGGGGUAUUUCUGCAACAUCUUUUCACCUCUCUGGAUCAUCGUGCUCACUGCAUUGGUCUGUAUGCCGCCUUCCAUACCAGUGGAGGUUGGAACCAUGAACUACACAUCGCCCAUCCUUGUCGGUCUGUUUGCUAUUGUGAUCGGCUCAUGGUUUAUCUACGGUCACCAAUUCGAGGGACCCAAGAUCGAUUGGGAAAUGCUCAAUGCCACCCAUGAACUUGCGGGAGAAGGUACUAGCAAAAAGGACAAACAGUAAAGUUUGCGUGGAAGGGAGCCUAG